Molecule: messenger RNA, 1127 nt
Organism: Tilletiaria anomala UBC 951
Lineage: Eukaryota; Fungi; Basidiomycota; Exobasidiomycetes; Georgefischeriales; Tilletiariaceae
Exons: 3
Coding region: 96-1013 (305 amino acids)
Biological process (GO): vesicle-mediated transport; mitotic spindle elongation
Cellular component (GO): Golgi membrane
Source: RefSeq, a predicted model, not a curated record
UCCCCCCACGCCGACUACCCAUCACUGGUGCAAGUGAUCUUCGAGCGUCCCUGAAUACCGACGUUCUCUUGCAGGAACACCGAAGAGCGACCGCCAUGUUCUCAAGAUUGCGCUUUCGUAACCCGCUACAAAAUGUUUCUCCAAAGGCGCGAAACACAUUGCUCGUACUAAGUGCAAUCUAUGGCGGGACCACUUUAGCCGCGAUCUUGAUUGGUCCGGGGCGAAUAUUCCAAUCCGUCGUCCUAAUCUCACAAUGGCUUUCAGCGCAGCCGCACGGCCGGCUAUUAGUUCUGGGCCUGAUCAUCCUCUGCUCCUUCCCACCUAUGGUCGGCUACUCAAAUUCCAUCACGCUCUGCGGCCUUGCUUUCGGCUCUAAAGCCUCCAAAUCUGCAUCUUCGCCUGAAGGUCAUUCGAUAUGGGAAGGCUUCGCGCUUGCCGUCACCGGUGCAAUGCUCGGAUCUUCGCUCGCAUUUAUGGGGCUGAGGCUGGGUAUGAGGGCCUUUAGGCGCUCAAGAUGGAUCAGAUACGUCAAAGAGAGCAGGCAAUGGGUCGCGAUGGGAAAGGCGGUGGAAGAAAGAGGCUUCACCAUGAUUCUGCUCAUAAGGUGCAGCCCGUUUCCUUUCGUCUACUCGAAUCUGUUCUUCGCCACGCUCGAUGCAGUUACUUUCCCGCGAUUCUUCCUGGCAACGCUUCUGUCAACUCCAAGGCUACUCUUGCAUGUUUACAUCGGCAGUGUGAUGUACGAGCUAUUUGACGAGGCGGAGCGCGCAGCAAUGCCGACGCACGUCAAAGAACUCGACGCGUUGUCCAUCACUCUGGGCAUUGCAGUAGGUGCUGGAACGGGCUGGUGGCUUUGGAGGGUCAUGAACCGUAUUCUGGCGGAGGAGGAGGUAGAGUGUAUGACUGCUGACCCCGCAGGUCCGGCCCGUCUCAGUCGAGAAGAAGCGAGCGAGGAAUAUGAGAGAGACAACUGGGCACGGAGGCGUUUGCACAGGGAGGACGAGCUCGCAUAAGCACUUCAACUGCGAGAAGCGGAUUGACACGCAUAUGCAGGAAUAGAUCGUGGACAGUGGGUGAACGUGUCCUGGGAAUAGGAGCAUGAACUGGUAUCAGUGCUGCACAUAUCU